UCUCUCAAUUGACCAAGUAAAAAGUUCCCCAUCACGUGCAGACAGCUCUCCCCAUCAACCAAUCACACACCUCGCAUACGGAAACCUUCAAGCUCCACGCCAACCGAGCAAAAGAAUUCCCGUACGACUCCGUCCCAUAAUCAUCCCAAUCAUCCCAUCCACCACCACCACCCAUACAAACCCUCACCAGUACCUCAACUGCGUCAAUUGCCCUCCCAUCAAUUGACCCCUCUCUCCCUCCCCAAAUCUUUCUCUUUGCCAUUGAGAGCCCGCAGCCAAGAUGCUCCGAACCACAGCAGCUUCCCUCCGCAAACCCAGCAUCGUACGAUCAGUGGCCGCUCAGCGCCGCUCCGCCCACGCGAUCUCGAACCCGACGCUGGCGAACAUCGAGAAGAGAUGGGAGGCCAUGCCGCCGACGGAGCAGGCGGAGCUGUGGAUGGCGCUGCGGGAUCGCAUGAAGGUUAAUUGGGCUGAGUUGACGGUGCAGGAGAAGAAGGCUGCAUACUACAUCGCCUUCGGCGCCCACGGUCCCCGCGCCGCUCCCCCACCGGGCGAGGGCUGGAAAGUCGCUGGCUAUACGUUCCUCGGUAUUGGCGCCAGUCUAGCUCUCUUCACUGCUAUCCGAUUCUUCGCCAAGGGCAGCCCGAGCACCAUGAACAAGGAGUACCAGGAGGCUACGAAUGAGUAUUUGAAGGCACAAAACUCCGAACCCAUCUCCGGAAUCUCGUCCGAGGGGUACAGCGGCAAGGGAAUGGUGCAAAGCGCUCCUAAGAAGAAGGAAUAGGUUCCUCUCCUCCGU
Molecule: messenger RNA, 799 nt
Organism: Mollisia scopiformis
Lineage: Eukaryota; Fungi; Ascomycota; Leotiomycetes; Helotiales; Mollisiaceae
Product: putative cytochrome c oxidase polypeptide 5, mitochondrial
Exons: 3
Coding region: 281-784 (167 amino acids)
Biological process (GO): mitochondrial electron transport, cytochrome c to oxygen
Source: RefSeq, a predicted model, not a curated record